AUGAUUGAAGAAGUGCAUGUGGGAACCUGCAGGCCUCACAUGAAUGGGUUCGUGCUAGCCAAGAAGAUUCUAAGAACUGGAUAUUACCGGAUGACCAUAGAGAGUGACUGUAGCAAAUUCGUCCAAAAAUGCCACAAGUGUCAGAUUCAUGGAGACUUGAUAAAGGUCCCUCCGACAGAACUGAAUGCUAUGACGUCACCUUGGCCAUUCACCGCUUGGGGCAUGGAUGUUAUAGGACCAAUUGAGCCAGCUGCGUCAAACAAACACCAUUUCAUUUUGGUCGCCAUAGACUACUUCACCAUGUGGGUGGAAGUGGCAUCUUAUGCAUCAGUAACAAAGAAAGUAGUCGCAGAUUUUGUGUGCAAUAACAUCAUAUGCCGAUUUGGUAUCCCAGAAUCAAUCAUAACAGACAAUGGGGCUAAUUUGAACAACCACUUGAUGAAAGAAAUGUGUGCGCAAUUCCGAAUCACUCACCGGAAUUCAACCGCAUACCGGCCACAAAUGAAUGGGGCAGUGGAAGCCGCCAACAAAAAAAUCAAGAAAAUCCUCUGA
Molecule: messenger RNA, 552 nt
Organism: Lycium ferocissimum
Lineage: Eukaryota; Viridiplantae; Streptophyta; Magnoliopsida; Solanales; Solanaceae
Exons: 1
Coding region: 1-552 (183 amino acids)
Biological process (GO): DNA integration
Molecular function (GO): nucleic acid binding
Source: RefSeq, a predicted model, not a curated record